CCAAGCCCACAGACCCAAUGAACCCAAUCCAAAUCCUACGGUCUAGAAUCCUCCCCAUCCACAGAACCCAAGUCCCCCAAACCAUGGAAACCGGACGAGUAAGGGUCCAUAGCUACCACAGCUAUCUACCUUGCACACACAACAAUUUGCAGUCACAAGUUUGCACUGAACCCACUUCACCUAACCAGACAUCCGAAGAUUCCCCAUACAAAGUAGAUAGUAAGCGACCGACUGACUGACUUGCACUCUAGAACCCGGCUUUCCGUUCUAUCCCAUUUCCUUUUCCGUUCCGUGUGAUGAUUGAGUCAUUGCAGCAGCAUGACUGACCAACUACAAAGAAAUAACCUACAAUCUUUUCAUUUCUUGGACUCUUUUUAUGUGGUUAUUUCAUGUUACUAUACAGGUAAAUAUUAACCACCAUUGUGGAUGGUUACCUAUGCGUACAAUAAAUUCUUGCUUGCUUGCUUGCUUGCUUGCUAUGCACACACUAACUUCCAUUAUUCAUAACAAUUUGUCGACCAGACUAAAAACUAGCA
This is a messenger RNA of Aspergillus welwitschiae, 536 nucleotides long. RefSeq lists its product as uncharacterized. The record is from RefSeq and is a predicted model, not a curated record. The transcript is spliced from 2 exons. NCBI's taxonomy places the organism in Eukaryota, Fungi, Ascomycota, Eurotiomycetes, Eurotiales, Aspergillaceae. Bases 18 to 239 code for a protein of 73 amino acids.